Molecule: messenger RNA, 1137 nt
Organism: Durusdinium trenchii
Lineage: Eukaryota; Dinophyceae; Suessiales; Symbiodiniaceae
Source: the annotation of a GenBank genome assembly
CACAAAUCAUAAUUUCUUCCCUUGCCAUGGGCGCCUGCUUUGGGUCCUCCAAGACGCCCCGCUGGAUUUCCGGGAGCCCAGAGGCUGCUCAAAGGUGGCCCCAGUCCUCAUCUCAGCAGCUGGAGGAGGCUCAAAAAAGGUUGGCCAAGGUGGGCAAGACCGCACCUCGUGAGAAGGGGUCAGAUGAGAAGCUGGUGGAGGUCUUUGGCCGCCAGAUCGGCUCCUGGGCUGGUGAUGGCAGCCUGCAUGUGCAUUUUGCUGGCAGUCUAGAUGAGGCUCUCCCAAAGAACUCUUCCAUUGCAGACCAACGUGCUGACAUCCUCACGCAGCUUCUUCGACUUUUACAGCCUCUACCGGGGACAGAGGAGGCGGCGCCUGAGCGGGUGUUCUUUUGCGCCACUGCACUGGGAAAGACCAAGGUUCGAUCCAAGCUGAGUGGCGACGACGGAAGCUGGAGAUGGGACAGCGAGAUCAGCUUCGAAUACGCGGUGGGUGACGCCAUGCCAUCCGAGUCGAUGGUGCUCAUGCGAGUGGGAUGGCUUGGACGUGGCAUCGUCUACCGUGAGCGAGGCCACGAUGAGUGGGGCUUCGACAGGGUUCGCAUCGCUUUGAGGACACAGAGCGUCUUGCAGGAGACAUAUGUCUUUUCAAUCAAUCUUGAGACAAACUUCUUUGAUGCAUGAGGAGGUAAUCCUCUGGGCACUUCCAGAAAAGCUGGACUAAGUUUCACCUGAUGCCUGAAGCUCGAAUGUUUUGAAAAGGCUGGUGGAAACAAACUUAUGUAAGCUUUGCACAGGAGUUCAUUCAACAAGCAAGCGGCGCGAUCUUGAGAUACUUUCUAGGAAGACUGAUAUCAGGAUUUUGCUGCAAAGUCUUGCCAUAUUUUAGGCAUGCACAUUGCCGUGCUUGUGCUCUUGCCCUGAGUUGGAAGAAGGAGUUAAGAAGAAGAUGCCAACCACCAACCUGUUUAGUUUUUCUUCAGGCAGCCCCCACCUUGAAGGAGCAUCAUCUUCCAAUCCCUCCUUUUACCUCCUCUUACCUCCUCUCUGGAUUCAUUUUCUUUGGAUUGGUUGGUCUUCUGCAAGGUCCCAAAGAUCCAGAGUCUAUACCGGUGGCUCAGCACAUAGAAUAUUCGAC